GUACCUCCACGCACGGAUUGAGGAACAGUCUCCAGGGCUGAAGAUUCAACAGGAGCAGCAGAUCACAAAGGUUGCCCGGGGUCUGCUUGGGAGGUCGUUCUCUCUCUCAGAUUAUUAAAGAGAGAGGUUACGACAAUGCAGCACUCGCCGCCAGGACGCGAACCCUCCUUCCACUCUCUGUCUGCCGUCUCGCCAGAUUCCUACUCACACCCACCAACACCAAGCAAGCGAUUGCCGCUGUGCAGUUUUGAGAGGGCCAUGACAGCGUUCAAAGGGAUCUGGACCCAAUCCUUCUGGAGGGCGGUUUCGGCCGAGUUUCUGGCCACACUCAUCUUCGUACUUCUCAGCCUGGGCUCCACCGUCGGGUGGGGUGGUACGACUGGACCUGUGGACGUCCUGCUCAUCUCCCUUUCCUUUGGAUUCAGCAUUGCCACCAUGGUUCAGUGCUUCGCCCACAUCAGUGGGGGCCACAUUAACCCUGUGGUGACCGCUGCCAUGGUCUCCACCAGGAAGCUCAGCCUAGCCAAGGGAUUCUUCUACGUUCAGGCACAAUGUCUUGGUGCCAUCGCAGGAGCAGGGAUCCUCUACCUCAUCACGCCACCGGACGUUAGGGGUGAACUAGGAGUCACCACGAUUAAUGAGAAUCUCUCUGCCGGCCACGGGCUGUUGGUUGAACUGCUUAUCACAUUCCAGCUACUGUUUACCAUCUUUGCCACGUGUGACUCCAAACGUGAUGAUCUCAAGGGCUCGUCAGCGUUGGCAAUUGGUCUCUCUGUCACCAUUGGACACAUGUUUGCUAUUAACUACACCGGCGCCAGUAUGAAUCCUGCCCGAUCAUUUGGACCUGCGGUUAUUACUGGGAAAUGGGAAAACCACUGGGUUUAUUGGGUAGGUCCAACAAUAGGUGGGAUUAUUGCUGCUGCUCUCUACGAAUAUCUGUUCUGUCCAGACAAGGAACUGAAGAGCCGUUUUAAAGAUAUCUUCAAGUCUACACGGGCUUCCGGGGCUAAAUAUUCAGAUGUGGAGGAGAGCAGGGGCCAAGCCAUUGAGUACGAGGAUCUGGCCAUCAGACCUGGAGGCUCCCAGUUUGUGGAUGAAGAUAAACAUGAAGAAAAGGAAGAUAAGGCUGAAGAACGUCUGACUCCCGUAUGACUAGCAAAGGGCAUGAAAAACCAAGAGAUGACUUGUGAAAUCUUGACUGUCAGUGUUGUCCCUGUAAAGGAAACUGAUCUUUUGUAAGCACAUAGUGCUCUGUAACUCUUUGACAACUAGAACAAGGUUUACUUCAUUGUAAGGAUGAUAUUAGUGUAAUACCUAAGGGGUUUGAGUGGCACAAAAUGGUAUCUGAUUUCUUUUCAAACUUAAUUUUCACCCAGUCCCAAUGUUGGUGAUGGAAGUUUAAAGGAACAGGAAGGAAUUAUGUGUUGUUGUGAUCAAAGGGAUUUUGGUCCACAAAGGUAGAACGGCUGGCUCACAGCUCCAGUGACCUGGGUUCAAUCCUGACCUCUUGCGCUGUCUGUGUGGAGUUUGCACGUUCUCUGUAUGACUGUGUGUUUUCUCCGCGUGCUCCAGUUUCCUCCCAAAAAUGUGUGGG
Molecule: messenger RNA, 1594 nt
Organism: Pristis pectinata (smalltooth sawfish)
Lineage: Eukaryota; Metazoa; Chordata; Chondrichthyes; Rhinopristiformes; Pristidae
Product: aquaporin-4-like
Exons: 7
Coding region: 136-1152 (338 amino acids)
Biological process (GO): transmembrane transport
Cellular component (GO): basolateral plasma membrane; plasma membrane
Molecular function (GO): water channel activity
Source: RefSeq, a predicted model, not a curated record